Messenger RNA from Hemibagrus wyckioides, 1628 nucleotides. RefSeq names its product guided entry of tail-anchored proteins factor 4 (gene get4). Gene Ontology annotation, molecular function: protein binding. Gene Ontology annotation, biological process: protein insertion into ER membrane. The transcript is spliced from 9 exons. Gene Ontology annotation, cellular component: cytosol; BAT3 complex. Lineage: Eukaryota; Metazoa; Chordata; Actinopteri; Siluriformes; Bagridae. The coding region runs from base 32 to 991 and encodes 319 amino acids. The record is from RefSeq and is a predicted model, not a curated record.
CGUGACAGUCGCCUGUAGCGCGAAGGGAACAAUGAUGUCGGAGCAGGAGGCUCUGAAGAGGAACCGCGGCGGAGUACAGCGGGUGGAAGGGAAACUACGCGCCAGUGUGGAGAGAGGAGACUACUAUGAGGCCCAUCAAAUGUAUCGGACCUUAUUCUUUAGGUACACAUCUCAGUCCAAGCACGCAGAAGCCCAGGAGCUGAUGUACAAUGGAGCCUUGCUUUUCUUUAGUUAUAACCAGCAAAACAGUGCAGCAGAUCUGUCCAUGCUUUUUCUGGAGGCUUUAGAGAAGUCCAAGGCCAAGGUAGAAGAGGAGAUCCUGGAGCAACUGGUCAAGCUGUUCAGCAUGAUGGACCCCAACUCUCCCGAGAGGGUAGCUUUUGUCUCACGGGCACUCAAGUGGUCGACAGGCGGCUCGGGGAAGCUCGGACACCCCAAAUUACACCAGCUGCUGGCUGUCACACUGUGGAAGGAACAAAACUACAGCGAGUCUCGCUACCACUUCCUGCACUCCUCAGACGGAGAGGGCUGCGCUCAGAUGCUGGUGGAGUAUUCGGCCGCUCGCGGCUAUCGCAGCGAAGUCGACAUGUUUGUGGCUCAGGCCGUCUUACAGUUCCUCUGUCUAAAGAACAAAACGAGCGCGUCGGUGGUGUUCACCACGUACACACAGAAGCACCCGUCCAUAGAGAAAGGCCCUCCGUUUGUGCAGCCGCUCCUCAACUUCCUCUGGUUCCUCCUCUUGGCGGUGGACGGUGGGAAGCUGACCGUUUUUACAGUAUUAUGUGAACAGUAUCAGCCAUCGCUUAAGAGGGACCCCAUGUACAACGAGUACCUGGACAGAAUAGGACAGCUGUUCUUCGGCGUUCCACCCAAACAGUCCUCAUCAUACGGUGGCCUACUAGGGAAUCUAUUGAACAGUCUGAUGGGGUCAGGCGAGGAAGAGGAGGGUGAGGAAGUUCGUGAGGACAGCAGCCCCAUCGAGCUGGACUGAACAUCAUACAACUCCAUCACAAACCUCUCACUCGGAGAAAACUACAGAACUGAAUCAAACUCGACUUUUUUUUUUUUUUUUUUCCUUCCUUUGACCACAUGUCCUGGAAUAAGUAGCUGCAGAGUUUUUUUGUUUUUAUUUUUUAUUUCUUUGCUCAUGUGUGUAGUGUUCAGAAGAGGCGCCUGACGCAACUUCUGGACUACUCCUACUGCACCCACACCACCCGCCUCUCACUGAGAAAGAAAAAAAACAAAACGCUGAAUAAAUAAACUGCCGUAAAAAAAAAAAUGGAAGAACAUCUGAAGCGUAGUGAUGACGGUCCACUCACCCGGACAGGAGAAGUUCUGAUUAAUUAAUAGCGAAGCAUCGAUACUGAUACAAAGGGGUCAGAUAUCAGCCACACGCUGUUCUCCUUUACUUGUAGAGAUGCUCUGAUGCAUGGUGAUACUUUAUGACAUCAGCGUAGUGUAUAUUAGGAGAGCAAUAAUGAACAAAUGACAGCGAUUAAUGGUCACAGCAAACUGUGAACAUCAUCACAGCCUUUAAACAUUGUGUUUAAUAACGACAGGUGAGCUGUAUCACUGAGAAACAUGCGUGUCGUGUGUUUGUGUGUGAGAGAGAGCGAGCGAGCAGUUAA